CUUUUAUUAACGGUGAUAGGGCCCAUCCUAAAGCCAACCUUAUCUAUGCUCAAUUAGACUCAUUGACAGCCCGACUUCGUGAGCAUGGAUAUGUGAUGCAGCUGUAGAACUUGGUUCCUGUUGAACUCAGCAUGUUUCCUCUCUUGUCCUUCUCAUCUAUCAAGGAAGAAAAGGAUUUUGAUUUCUCAAUCAUGGCUUGCGUUUUCACAAUUAGUGUGGUACUCGUAAAUGUGAUUUUGAUCUUGAUUCGCCUGCUCUAUGUUCUGUGCCGAACCGGCAAACCCCUCAACACCAGAGGCUCACCGGGCUCAGCACCACCAUCCCUUAGUACACUGAUUAUAUUAGGCUCAGGAGGUCACACUGCAGAGAUGCUCAACCUGUUAUCGGUGCUGCAAAAGGACAGAUUCUACCCCAGGUUCUACAUUGCUGCUGCUACUGACAAUAUGAGUCUUCAGAAAGCUCACUUGUUAGAAGAGACUGAGGGCAAGGUGGAAGGGAUUAUAGGCUCACGGUUCAUGCAGAUCUAUCGAAGUAGGGAAGUGGGUCAAUCUUAUAUAACCUCUGUUUUGACAACUUCGAUUGCUAUUGGUCAUGCGCUUUGGCUAAUGCUAAGAAUCAGACCUCAAGUGAUUCUAUGCAAUGGGCCUGGGACUUGUGUUCCCCUUUGUGUAAUUGCAUUCUUAUUCAAGGUUGUGGGGAUUAGAUGGUCAUCUGUGUUUUACAUUGAGAGCAUAGCAAGAGUACAAAGGCUUUCCCUAAGUGGCUUGCUUCUUUACAAAUUGCGCAUAGCUGAUCAGUUCUUUGUCCAAUGGCCGCAGCUACAGAGAAAAUAUCCUCGAGCUCACUAUCUUGGCUGUCUCAUGUAGUCGCUUUGACCUCCAAUAUAGUCAACAUGCCACAAGUUUUUACCUACUGCAAGUGAUUCAACUUCGCUGACAACUCGGAAUUAAACUUCAUACUGACGAAAACGUUUUAUAUCCAGUUAUCCACCCAGGAGAACUGGGUCACAACUAGUUUACUGCUGGUAACAGUUAUUGUCCAAUACUGAUUUGUGUCAAUUGUAAUAUCACAGUGAUGCCAUUUUGAAUAGCUAAAACUAGGCAUUGCUGGCCUUUAAUUGUAAGGGGUUGAUUUCAACAGAAGAUUCAAAUCCUUUAAGGUUCCAAAGAAGAGAAAUGCUGCAACAAAUAAAUUAUAUACUUUGAAUAUGAUGAACAGUAUUUUCAGUUGAC
Molecule: messenger RNA, 1232 nt
Organism: Argentina anserina (silverweed cinquefoil)
Lineage: Eukaryota; Viridiplantae; Streptophyta; Magnoliopsida; Rosales; Rosaceae
Exons: 4
Coding region: 132-866 (244 amino acids)
Biological process (GO): dolichol-linked oligosaccharide biosynthetic process
Cellular component (GO): UDP-N-acetylglucosamine transferase complex
Molecular function (GO): N-acetylglucosaminyldiphosphodolichol N-acetylglucosaminyltransferase activity
Source: RefSeq, a predicted model, not a curated record